Molecule: messenger RNA, 505 nt
Organism: Anopheles maculipalpis
Lineage: Eukaryota; Metazoa; Arthropoda; Insecta; Diptera; Culicidae
Product: U-scoloptoxin(19)-Sm1a
Exons: 3
Coding region: 52-483 (143 amino acids)
Source: RefSeq, a predicted model, not a curated record
GAAGAAGCAGGAAACAAAAACGCCCGUUAUCCCUCCAGCUAUCAGUGAAAUAUGAAUUCCAACGCCGUCGCACUGCUGCUGUUUGUGGCGCUGGCCGUCUGCAUCGGUGACAGUGCCGAAAUUCCACCACUACCGGUACAGGACGACCAAACGGCCGGUGGUGAUGGGGGCGGCGGUGGUGCAUCGUCAUCGGAAGCGCAAGAAUCUUAUCUGGGCGUUAAGCUGUACAAAAUGGAGCGACCGUGUGCGAUGCUCGGAGGUAUGUGUGUGAAGACGAGCGAGUGCAGCUCGAGGCCCGGCAAGGAAGGACUCUGCCCGGAAAAUGGUCAUCUGGGGGUUGAUUGUUGCUACGAAGUAAAACCAGCGAAAAAUCUCACCUGCCACGAGUACCGUGGAGCGUGCAUGGAUCGGUGCGCCGAAGGGCUGCAGCGUCCGUCCGUUGAUUGUACCGAGGGGCAGAUGUGCUGUGUGCUGGUUGGUUAAGCUUUGCUCUUAGUGUGCAAAU